This is a messenger RNA of Salvelinus fontinalis (brook trout), 2473 nucleotides long. RefSeq lists its product as uncharacterized. The transcript has 20 exons. The record is from RefSeq and is a predicted model, not a curated record. The annotation marks the transcript as partial. Lineage: Eukaryota; Metazoa; Chordata; Actinopteri; Salmoniformes; Salmonidae.
UUUCGCCAGACUGGACCAGGCCGUACCCACUGUUACCAUGGAGAUAGAGUCAGCCCUCACCUCCAGCAAGACGGCUUUACUACAGACCGUCCCAUCAGGUUGCAUUGUAUACAGUGGAGAGUGCAAUGUCACCCCAGUUAAUGAGACAAAAGUUUGUGCUGGUGUCAACAGCGCUGCUCUACAGGGUCACCUUGACGACGGGCAGAUCAGCGGAGUCCUCUGUGAUUUCAGCGUCGAUGUUUACGCUUGUGGCUCGCUGUCUGCGUUGACAUCGGAUAACUUGGUGAGCCUGUUGAAGUGUAAGCUGUCUGGUAACACCAGCCACUCAGCACAGAUCUGGAAACUGUUCUUCUCUAAGGUCUCAGUGGUCCUGGACUCAGCCCUGGAUCUCUUCUCCAACACCACACUAGAGCCCAGCUCUCCAGCAGUGUCCCAGGCCCUGGAUGCUAUACGAGAGGUAAGGCUGGACAGCUUCAGCCUGGCUAGUCUCAGAGAUCAGAAAAUCAUCAACCUCUGGUUCAACACCAGACUCCGUCCCUUCCUACCUGCCGUCUCCACUGACUUCCUGUCCUGCCUCAGCACCAAGAACUUCAGCUGCAACACCUACCAGACCAUCGUUCAGAUCCUGAGCAGCCACCACUCAGCCAUGGACCAGUCCAGACAGAUAUCAGUCUACACUACCUUCAUAGAGGUCUUUCUCUCCAGGAACAACACGGCAGACCCCAGCUGUAGCUCUGACACCUUGAACAGUGGAGACUGGCUGCUGAAGAACUUCAGAGGAUUCUCUACCUUCGCCUCCUUCAAGGACAUGCAGAGACUACUGGCCAACUUCUCUGUGAUGGAGGCCCUGCCCCAGCUCACAGUGAGACAGUUGGCAGAGGUGUCCUCUAGUCCAGGCCAGCUCAGCUCUGCUGCAGACGUCACCAUGCUGAUGAACUACGUACCCAACGUCCUCUUCACUGACUUCUUCAAUGACUUCUCUAUAGCCAUCACCGGUCAAGAGUCCAAGUUCCCAGUGGCAGUGCGUUCAGCCAUGCUCCAGCAGGUGUUUGAACGCGGGAACCUAUCAGACCGCUCUGUUAGCGACCAGGAAGUACUCACCUGGCUUCAGAGCAGGCUCCGCCCUCUGCUGAUCAACCUGUCCUCGCUCCACGUCGCCCCCCUCUUCAGUGUGGUCGCACAGAGGAACUGCAACAUCGGACAGCAGCUGGUGGAGGUGCUGAACGCCACCCUCCCUACACUUCAGGACAACACACAGAGAAACAUCUACGAUCAAAUCACCCUCUCCCUCCAAGGAUAUUUCAUUGACAGUCCUGUCCCCGUCCCCCUCCCAGGCUCCUCCCCACUCCGUUGCUAUGGCGCAAACUACAACCACAGUUUCUACGGUUACCUGGAGAGUUCCUUCCUGGGUUUCGGCUUCCCCAACCUGACCACCUUCCUCUCCCUCAUACCCAAUAGCCAGAUGGAACAGCUGGUGAACUCUCUGCCUGUCUCUGACCUGGGUCAUUUCCUGCGCCGCCCCAACGUUGUCGAUGACGACACAAAGCUCUGCCAGCUCUACAGCAACUACGCGAAGACCCCACUGUUCCUGAGUACUGAGAGUAUCCCUGAGUCAGUGAGGCGUCCCACACUGCCGUGUGUCUGGCCCCAGGCUCUCAGCAGCAGUCAGAGGUCAGAGGUCAACGCCUGGUUUGACCUGAGGCUGAAGAACUACCUGCCCUUCCUCACCAGGAGCCUGGUGAUCUCCACCGCUGUCCAGACCGCCCCUUGUCUCGCCUUCCAGAAACUCGUCUCAAUUCUGGGGAGUUAUAACUACAGCGCUGCAGACUUUGUGGAGAGAGAUGUGUACAGGGAGACCAUCAAAACGUAUCUCACCUCAGCGUCGGUUCCUAAGUGUUACAACGCCAGUGAUCCAGAGCUCAACUCAACCGCCUGGUUUGCUGAGAACAUCGGACUCUUCAUCACUUAUCUCACCCUGGAAGACCUCAACACCUUCGGAUCAGCACAGGUGUUGCAGGUGUUCACAGUGAACCUGGUGAACAUCGGUCUACUGAACUACACCAGCCUGCCCCAGAACCUCACUGACUACUACACAUCACUGGUUUACCUACAGGACAGCAACUUCAACCCUCUGUCUCUUCCUCUGUUGUUUCGAUGUGUGGCCCCAGGGCCGGCCUUCAGUCAGCUGGACGCUGAGCAGAGCAUGAUCCUUCUACAGAACCUGACUACAUUGUGUACAAACCUGGACCCACAGGUGUCUGCAGCUCUAGCAGCCAACAUGGGAGAUAACAUAAACAGCAACACCAUCGCUGCCCUCGGCAGAGAGAGUACAGGUCUGUCUGAGGGUCAGAUCACCAUGGCACCCGCCAGCGUUCUGUGGGCUUCCUUCAGCAUUCUGAGCACUGUGAUUGGCUGGAACAAGGGCCAGGCCAUGGCCAUCGUCCAAUCACUGACGCUGUCAGGAACCCUGAAG